This is a messenger RNA of Didymodactylos carnosus, 925 nucleotides long. NCBI's taxonomy places the organism in Eukaryota, Metazoa, Rotifera, Eurotatoria, Philodinida, Philodinidae. The record is from the annotation of a GenBank genome assembly.
AUCAUCUAAUUUAGGAUUACCGGAAUAUUUAGUAUGUACUUAUGAUAUACCAGGUUUAGAUCAAUAUCCAACAACAACAUUUAAUUCAUUUAUGCAUUUAGCUGCAAUGGGUGCAUGUAUGCAAUUAACAGAUAUUAUGAAAGAUACAGUAACAUAUAAUAAAUGUUAUGAAUCAUACAUUGUUGCUGUAAAACAAAUAAGCAGAUUAUUAUGGUAUGAGGAUAGUAGAGAAGAUACAGGUUAUUUUUUAGCUUAUUCAGGUGGUCAAGGCGAAAAAGCUAUAUUUACAGAUGCAUUAUAUGGUCAAGUAUUAGCAUUUACAUAUGGAGUAGGUUUAUUGUUUGAUAUAGAAAAAAUGGAACAACAUUUAGACAGUGAAGUAAGAUUAGCAGAUACCCCUUAUGGAUUACGAAUGUUAACAGGACGUGAACCAUUAACAAAUCCACAAGAUAAUUCUAUAUGGAUGGGUGCAUCACAAGAUUGGUCAGUAUUAAAUUUAUGGCUUGAUACGGAUUCAAAUAAAGCCUUAAUACAAUCUGAAAAAGGUUUAAAUCAUAUAAGACAAACUUUAAAAGAUCAAUGGAAUAUACAUGGAUUGUAUGCAAGCGAUGGUUAUGGUAUUGGUGGUAAACCUUGCGUUACAUCUCAUUAUGGUUUUCAUAUGGUAUUGUGGCAUUUACCAUUUACAUUAUCAGGACAAUAUACCGAUUUACCCAACGGUAUAUUAAAAUUUUCACCCAAUUUACAAUUACCAUUUGUCAUUCCUGUUCUCAUUCCGAAUACAUUAGGAUCAUUAACGGUCAUUCCAGUGUCAAAUGAAAGAUCAUCAUAUACGUUAACUUUAUCAUUUGGAAAUUUAUUAUUAAACAUAUUCUCGGUUAAUGAUGCAAUAUAUCCGGGAAUUGUCAAUCUGACAGCUGGAUGA